AUGUGCAUUAAGCGAAUUCCUGUUAAACUGUUUUCCAAAACGGGUUUUUCUUUUUCCUAUAAUUGCUUCGAUAUCUGUUUUUUUUUCAAUUUAUUUGUUUUCUUUCAUGUUUUCUUAUUCGUGUUCCAUUUUGGAUUUAUUUAUUUAUUUCAAUUUUUUUUUCUUUCUUGUUUGUUUCCCGCUUCAUUUUUUAUCUCCCGCGUUUUAUUUUCUUUGUUUCUCUUGCCCUUUCUUUUUUUUCUUUCGUUCAUUCUUGAUUUCCUUUUAGCUUGCUGUUCUUUCCUUUCAUGCGUUAAGUUUACGUUUUUGAUUUUUGUCCAUCUUUUCUUUUCUUCUUUAUUUUCAUUUUUCCUGCUUAAUUUUUUAUUUAUUUCCGUUCUUUGUUUUAAUUUCAUUUUUUUUUUCUUUUUGGUCUUUAAUAUCUUUCAUUCUUCAUUUUUUUCCCAUUAUUUUUACCGUUGCUAUAUUUAUUUAUUUCCAUAUGGGUUUCCCUUAAAUUUACUGUUGGUUGCAAUUUUGAUUCUUUCUUUCUGUUGUUCUUUCUUUAAUUCAUUAAUCCUUUUCUUUAUCUUUGUUCUGGAUUUUCUUAUUUCUGUCAUUCUUUGCAUUACCUUGGCUGUUGCAAUUUUUUACUUUCUUUCUGUCUUUCUUAUUUUAUUUUAUUUAACUUUGCUGUUACAUUUUCUUUCUUUUUUUCUAUAUUUUCAUUUGCUAUUUUUCAUUUUUUUCUCAUUAUUUUUCUGUUGCUAUAUUUCUUUCUUUAUUCUUUUUAGGUUUGCUAAUUUUUUUUCAUUUUUUCCUUUCAUUAUUGCAUCGAUUGUUUUUCUUUCUUUUUAUUAUCUUUGUUAUUUUUCAUUCUUUCCUUACAUUAUUGAUUCUGUCUCUUUUACUUUCCUUUCAUUAUGUUCAGUAUUUUUAAUUCUAUCCUUCCAUUAUCGUUUAUGCUUUCUUUUUCUUUUUCCUUUACUUCAUUCUCUUUACUAUUUUUUGAUUCUUAUUUUUCAUUAUUUUUGA
Molecule: messenger RNA, 1014 nt
Organism: Acanthosepion pharaonis
Lineage: Eukaryota; Metazoa; Mollusca; Cephalopoda; Sepiida; Sepiidae
Source: the annotation of a GenBank genome assembly